Molecule: messenger RNA, 3375 nt
Organism: Aspergillus fischeri NRRL 181
Lineage: Eukaryota; Fungi; Ascomycota; Eurotiomycetes; Eurotiales; Aspergillaceae
Product: Pfs, NB-ARC and TPR domain protein
Exons: 3
Coding region: 1-3375 (1124 amino acids)
Biological process (GO): nucleoside metabolic process
Molecular function (GO): ADP binding; catalytic activity; protein binding
Source: RefSeq, a predicted model, not a curated record
AUGCGGCCAUCCAGUCGGGACGAAUUUUCGAUCGCGAUCAUCUGCGCGCUGACUCUCGAAGCAGAGGUUGUUGAAGAACUCUUCGAUGAAAUUUACGACAGGUUGAGCGGAUACUAUAGGAAACAGCCGGGAGACGAUAAUGCAUACAUCAACGGGAGGAUUGGGAAUCAUAAUGUGGUCGUGUGCUAUAUGCCAGGUAUGGGGAAAGGAAAUGCUGCCAGCGUGGCAUCGGGUUUGAAAAUCAGCUAUAAAAGGAUCAACCUGGCACUGGUGGUUGGCAUCUGUGGAGGUGCACCAUAUCCGUUGUCUGGUGGAGAGAUAUUUCUAGGGGAUGUCAUAAUAAGUGAUUCUGUGGUUCAAUACGACUUCGGCAGGCAAUAUUCUGGUGGGUUUGAAAAGAAGACUGGUGUGAAGGACUCGCUUGGAAGGCCGAAUAAGGAAGUCCGAGCUCUACUGGCAGGUCUCCAGGCAAAACGCACUCGCAGGGACUUGCAAGCUAAGAUGCUACGGCAUCUACAAGCUAUCCAGGAAUCAGACCUUGACUGGCAUCGCCCGAGGCCUGCUGAUGAUGUUUUGUUUGAAGCAUCAUAUCAGCACAAGCAUUACAGUCCUACUUCUCCUAUGUGUUGUUGCCUUGAUGGCAGGUCUCGAGAUGUCUGCAUAAUCGCACUGGACACGGCCUGUAUCCAUUUAGGCUGUGAUAAGAACCGAGUUUCCCGACAUCGACGUGAUACAGAAAACUGCAGCCCGAACAUACACAUCGGGACAGUCGCAUCCGCUGAUACUGUGAUGAAGUCCGGUGAGCAUCGUGACCGUCUGGUCAAGUCAGACAAUGUGAUUGGUUUCGAGAUGGAGGGCGCAGGAGUAUGGGACAAUACUUCAUGCAUUAUUAUCAAAGGGGUGUGUGACUAUGCAGAUAGCCACAAGAACACAGCAUGGCAAACCUAUGCAGCAGCAACUGGAGCGGCGACUGCCAAAGCUUUCUUGGAGUAUUGGGUACCCACUGUUCGAGAAGAGGCCAGUGAAUUUCAUAUCCCAUUAGACCUUUCAGCGGUUCCUGCGAUUGAGGAGUUUAUUGGACGAGAAGAUGACGUCAACCGUCUAUGGGACUAUUUACAACCGAGAAUUCCGCAGACACGAAAGGUUGCUGUCCUCCACGGACUUGGUGGGAUAGGGAAAACCCAGCUGGCAAUCCACUUCGCCCGGAAACAUAAAGAUGACUUCACCGCUGUCUUCUGGCUGAGCGGCAAAGAUCGAUCCGCGUUGAUACUAUCUUUGAGUACCUGCCUCCCUCGGAUACAAGGACAUCCCGUGAACAAUGAGGCGAAAAAUGAAGAAGAAGCAGAACAAAGAGCCAAUCAAGUACUGCAGUGGCUAGCAGUGCCAGGUAAUACCAAAUGGCUUCUUAUCUUUGACAAUGUCGACCAAUAUGCUCCGUUCCCCGACUGCAACACUCGUGGAUACGAUAUCUGUGAAUUCUUUCCAAAAGCCGAUCAUGGAUCUAUAAUAAUCACUUCCCGGGUCCAGAGGCUUACUGAAGUGGGGAAACCAUUUCCAAUUAAGAAACUUACACAGGAAGAUGCCACCCAGCUUCUGCUGCAGAGCAGCGGCUUCUCAGCCCAAGGAGCUGCGCAAGUUGAAGCUAAAGAAGGACUAAGACUAACAGUUGUAGAUAUAAUACCUAGUGUGGACCGGUUGGAUGGGCUCUCUCUGGCAAUUGUACUUGCUGGAGCCUUUAUGCGUGAAACUGGAACCAGUUUCAAGGAAUAUCUAAAACUCUACAAAGAGACAUGGUCUGAUUUACAGUCUCAGGCCACGCCUACACGUCAUUACUGGCAAGGCAAUAUCCUCGAAACAUGGAUGAUCACAUAUCAAGAAAUCCAAAAACGCGAUCCAACUGCUGCAACACUGCUCCUCUUGCUCGCUUGCUUUGAUAACCGAGAUAUUUGGUAUGAACUGAUUCGGGGUGGUUUGAACUGCUCUCACACGCCACCUUGGUUUGAGGCGGCAGUUUCAAACAAACUAGCCUUCAAGGCAAAGAUCAAGGUGCUAGUUGGGUUUUCCCUCGUUGAGCCAAGACGACAGGAAGGAAGCUUUACUAUCCAUCCGGUGGUACAGGACUGGUGUUUCCAUAUUGCUGCUUCAGAGAAACAAACAGUUCAGCUAUAUGAAUUGGCACUGGUCUCUGUUGGUUAUACAGUCUCAAGCAAGAAUGACAGGGAGUAUGCAAGGCUUCAGCAGCGUUUACUUCCACAUGCAAACCAUGUGAUCAAGAGGGAGAAAUACAGUUGGCCUGACGAUAAAGUCGCUGUGUGGGGAUCAUUCAGUGGGUUGGGAAAUCUCUACUCUGAUCAGGGCAAGCUGAAGGAGGCAGAGGAGAUGUACCAGCAAGCAUUAGCAGGCUAUGAGAAGGCACUGGGUCUAGAUCACCCAUCUACCCUGGACAUAGUCAAUAAUCUUGGGAAUCUCUACUCUGAUCAGGGUAAGCUAAAGGAGGCAGAAGAGAUGUACCAGCAAGCACUGGCAGGCAAAAAGAAGGUACUUACUCUAGAUCACCCAUCUACCCUGAAAACAGUUGCCAAUCUUGGGACUCUCUACUCUGCUCAGGGCAAGCUGAAGGAAGUAGAGGAGAUGUACCAGCAAGCACUGGCAGGCUAUGAGAAGGCACUAGGUCUAGAUCACCUAUCUACUCUUGAUAUAGUUAACAAUCUUGGGGCUCUCUACUAUACCCAGGGCAAGCUGAUGGAGGCAGAGGAGAUGUAUCAGCGAGCACUGGCAGGCUAUGAGAAGGUACUAGGUCUAGAUCACCCAUCUACUCUUGAUAUAGUUAACAAUCUUGGGGCUCUCUACUAUACCCAGGGCAAGCUGAUGGAGGCAGAGGAGAUGUAUCAGCGAGCACUGGCAGGCCAUGAGAAGGCACUGGGUAUAGAUUCCCUAUCUACCCUGGGUACAGUCAACAAUCUUGGGGCUCUCUACAGGAGUCAAGGCAAGCUAAGGGAGGCAGAGUAUAUGUAUCAGCAAGCAUUAGCAGGCAAAGAGAAGGCAGUGGGUCUAGGUUCCCUAUCCACCCUGGGUACAGUCAACAAUCUUGGGGCUCUCUACUAUACCCAGGGCAAGCUGAGGGAGGCAGAAGAGAUGUAUCAGCGAGCACUGGCAGGCUAUGAGAAGGCACUGGGUCCAGAUCAUGCAAGAACAUGCAUGGUGGCUGAUAAUCUAGCUUCUCUCACUAGCCACAGUGCUGAACAAGAGAUGCCUGAUUCCAUGCCCUCCAUCCCCGUGGCAGCACAGGCACUAGCUGUCAGUACUCUCCAACGCUCUUUACCAGAAAGCCGACGGAAAAGGCAUGUUUUCUCGAGAAUUUUUCGCAGAAGAUAG